CGAAAGACCGCCACAUUCUUCCAUUGCCUUUCACAGUCCGGCUGCACCAGAACUUAAGAUACCUGAGAUCAAGAAAUUGCGCCGUCAGUACCACAAAAUGGAACAAAACCUCGGCGACGAGCAUAACAAAUCCGCCACUCUUGCUAGCCAGCUACAGCAAAAGGUGGCAACGGCUGAGGAUUUGCUGCGACAGAUGACGGCCAAGGCUGAGGAUGUCGGCCGGCAACACCAAGAGAUGGACCAAAUUUUGAGCGACUUGCGUGAAACGGCCGCUGAUCUUGCCAGCCAACCUCAGCAGAAGACAGCAGAGGUCGAGGAUUUGCGUCGGCGGUGCGAGGAAGCAGAGCGCACGAUCGCCGACGAACGCAGAAUCGCCACCACGUUCUGUGCCAACUUGACCGGGAUCGAACUGACCCCACACAAAUGGCUGGAAACAUUGCAGGCGGCUCAAGACCUUACGCCGCUUUCUCGCGAACCCGUGCCUCGGGCCAUCUGGAAGAUAUACCAGAACCCAGGGCUCGAGCAAUGCAGCCCCGUGGCGCGCGGCCCUCUGCUCCUCUGCUUGCACUUGGCUGCCGUACUCAACGCCGGGAUCUGGGAUAACAGAGCAUUGGCACUGAUGAGCCUUCUGGCUGACGAGCUGGCGGAUGGACCCGUACCGAUCUCUUCACUCCUGCUGGUUUUGGAGACCGUGACCGCCGGCGUCCGGGAUAACUCGGACAACAUCUUGUUGUUGCUUGCCUGGCAGACAGCAAAAUUGCUCGAGAACGCCUUUCCCCAGGAGUCAAGGUUCGAGGCGCAGUGCAUGCGGCUCCGAGACGAGCUCAUGAAACACUCCUCCUGGUGCAUUGAUUUGACUCUCGCGAUCGAUGCAGAUACAAUCCCCGCUUACUGCGAGGACUGGGAGGAGGGCAAGUUUUACGAGGAUUUUGGCAUCGGCCUUCUGCGUAGCCCACGGUUCAGGGAAUGCAGGGAAUACUUCAUAUUUGACAUCUCACGACGGGUCAUAUGGGCAUGCACAUCCGCCUUCAUCAGGCCUUGGUUCCCCGAUGAACCCCCGUAUGCUGGACUUAUAAUACCGGGCUGGCCCACGGGCGAAAUAAAAGUUCCGGAUCUUUGGGCGCUUACAUAUAGAAAUGACUAG
Molecule: messenger RNA, 1144 nt
Organism: Canariomyces notabilis
Lineage: Eukaryota; Fungi; Ascomycota; Sordariomycetes; Sordariales; Chaetomiaceae
Exons: 1
Coding region: 98-1144 (348 amino acids)
Source: RefSeq, a predicted model, not a curated record